Messenger RNA from Emiliania huxleyi CCMP1516, 612 nucleotides. RefSeq lists its product as hypothetical. The transcript is spliced from 2 exons. The coding region runs from base 1 to 612 and encodes 203 amino acids. Lineage: Eukaryota; Haptophyta; Isochrysidales; Noelaerhabdaceae. The record is from RefSeq and is a predicted model, not a curated record. Gene Ontology annotation, biological process: activation of GTPase activity; nucleocytoplasmic transport. Gene Ontology annotation, molecular function: GTPase activator activity; small GTPase binding. Gene Ontology annotation, cellular component: nucleus; perinuclear region of cytoplasm; cytosol.
AUGUCAGCCCAAGCGCUCUCGCAUGAGGACAGCAGCCCAGCUGGUCUCCUCGCGGCCUACGACGCGGCGCACGAUGAACUUGGAAGCCCACCUCAAUCUCGCGUACGCGCGGCGCUCGAGGGUGCGGCGCAGCGCGGGACACCGCUGACUCAUCUCGCGCUGCGCUCGGCCGGCGUCGGAAGCCAGGGCGCGCAGGCCGUUGCCGAGGUGCUCUCGCGCGACACAAACCUGACGCAGGUCAGCCUUGAGGACAACGCGCUGGGCGACGACGGCGCUGCCGCCAUCGCACGUGGCCUCAAUGGCCACCCGUCGGUCUUUCGGCUCAAUAUCGGCUACAACGAGAUCACCGGGCGUGGGCUGCGUGGUGUCGCCGAGCUGGUCGCGGCGGGCGGCCCGCUCCUCUGCCUCGACCUCUCCGGCAACAACUUUUACCAGAACGUGGCUGUCGCGAUGGUUGCGCCCGCCGGCUUGUUCUCUCUCGCGCCAGCCGGCAUGUCGCCGCUCGCGCCGCUGGGCCGCGCGCUCGCCAGCGCCGAGUGCCGGCUUCAGCUGCUGCUGCUCGACCAGGCGCCAACCCUGAAGAGCCUCUCCUCUUCCCGGACCCUUCCCUGA